AUGAAUUGUCCUUUAAUUCGUCAUGAAGGGAAAGAACCAAACUCUCCACAUAAAAAUGCUGUGAAAUGUUGCGAGGAUUUACAGAAUUAUUCACGACAUAUUGACAAGCUAAUUGAGAAACAAACGUCAAAAGAAUUAGAGAAUAAUCGGUUGCGGCUCAAAACCUCAAUAGAGUGUGCUCGAUGGCUAGCAUUCCAAGCUUGUGCUUUUAGAGGUCAUGAUGAAAGCCUUGAUUCAAAAAAUAGAGGCAAUUUUAUUGAAUUGAUAAAAUUGACAUCAACUUUUAAUGACAAAGUAGCUAGUGUUGUCUUGGAAAAUGCUCCUGGAAAUGCCAAAUAUACAUCACCCACAAUUCAAAAGGAGAUUUUGCAUAUUCUUGCUAAUAAUGUGCGAAAUGCUAUUCGUGAAGAAAUUGGAGAUGCAAAAUUCUGCAUUCUUGUUGAUGAAGCUCGGGAUGAGUCGAAGAGAGAGCAAAUGGCCAUCAUUUUGAGAUUUGUUGAUAAAGAAGGUUUUAUUAAAGAGCGUUUUUUUUAUGUUGUGCAUGUUAGAGACACUACUGCAUUGACUUUAAAGAAUGAGAUAUGUGCUGUCCUUUUUCGUUAUAACCUCCACAUUGAAAAUAUUCGAGGUCAAGGAUAUGAUGGGGCUAGUAACAUGCGUGGUGAAUGGAAUGGAUUACAAGCUCUUUUUCUUAAAGAUUGUCCAUAUGCUUAUUAUGUACAUUGUAUGGCUCAUAGGUUGCAAUUAGCUCUAGUUACAGCAUCUAGAGAAGUAAAAGAUGUUCAUCAAUUCUUUGAUCAUUUGGUCAAUAUUAUCAAUAUUGUUGUUGGUUCUAGUAAGCGUAGUGAUGAAUUGCAACAUGCUCAAGCAGAACAAGUUGAGAAUAUGAUUGCUUCUAAUGAAAUUGAGACUGGAAGAGGUGCAAACCAGAUUGGUACUUUGCAACGAGCUGGAGAUACUAGGUGGGGAUCUCAUUUUCAAUCUAUUUGUAGUUUGAUUAAAAUGUUUGAUGCUACUUGCAAAGUUAUCAACACUAUUUCUGAGGAAGGAGCUAAUUAUAAACAACGCGGUGAUGCCGAGGGAGCUUAUCAGGUAUUAACAUCAUUUGAAUUUAUUUUAAUCUUGCAUUUGAUGAAAGAGAUAAUGGGAAUUACUAAUGUUCUUUGUCAAGCUUUGCAACAACAAUCUCAAGACCUUUUAAAUGCCAUGCAUUUAGUUUCAACUACAAAAUCACUUAUUCAAAAGUUGAGAGAUGAUGGAUGGGAGCCUUUACUUGCUAGUGUUAUAUCAUUUUGUGAGCAACAUGAAAUUGAUAUUCCUGAUAUGAAUGCUCGUUACACUAAAGGUCGAGGUAGAUAUCGUCGUCAAGAUGACGAUUUAACAAUGGAACAUCAUUUUAGAAUUGGCAUAUUUACAGUUGCAAUAGACUUUCAAUUGCAAGAAUUGAAAAGUAGAUUUUGUGAGCUAACAACGGAACUUGUCAUUCUUAGUUCAGCUUUAAAUCCCAAGGAUGCUUUUAGAUUAUUCAAGAUUGUUGAUAUAUGA
This is a messenger RNA of Quercus robur (English oak), 1545 nucleotides long. RefSeq lists its product as uncharacterized. Bases 1 to 1545 code for a protein of 514 amino acids. The transcript has a single exon. The record is from RefSeq and is a predicted model, not a curated record. NCBI's taxonomy places the organism in Eukaryota, Viridiplantae, Streptophyta, Magnoliopsida, Fagales, Fagaceae.